AGACAUGGCCAUAGCAGCAGCAGCAGAAGCAGCAGCAGACUCAGCAGCAGCAGCACCAGCAGCAGUAGCAGCAGCAGCAGCAGCAGCUGAAGGAGCAGCAGCAGCAGCAGCAGCAGCAACAGCGGCAGCAGCAGCAGUGGCAGCAGCAGCAGCGUCAGCAGCAGCAGCAGCAACAGCAGCAGCAGCAGCAGCAGAAGGAGCAGCAGCAGCAGCAGCAGCAGUGGCAGCAGAAGGAGCAGCAGCAGCAGCAGCAGCAGCAGCAGCAGCAGCAGCAGCAGCAGCAGCAGCAGCAGUAUCUACAGCCAUCCCCAUCCUCCCCUCCUCUUUGAGCCGCCGCGGCAUCACGAUCGAACACAGUGCUGGCGCCGUUGACUACACCAGCCGUCUCCUGGACCUUGCCUCCCGCCUUGAGGCUCGCCAGACUACUCUCCCCCCCAACCUUCAGAUCUACCGUCUCCUCGAAGGCCUCUCCCCUCAAUAUGAAGCGUAUGAUGACGCCUGGUUCGAGCGCGGCAACACUGGCACACCCCCACGCUGGUCUGCCAUGGAUCCCCGCCCCUCUCUCCAGGAUGUCAAAACUCUUCCGUCUUUUCUCCCCUCUCAUCUUCAGCUCUCCUCCUCCUCCUCCUCCUCUGUCGCUGACCCCAUAACUCCCCAGGAGCUGCAGCAGUUUCGCCGCUUCCAGCAGCUGCAGCUGCUGCAGCAGCAGCAGCAGUGGGGCUCUGGUGUCCUUCUACAUCGACCAAGUCUUGCAGCGGUUCGACAUGGCGCAGGCGAAGCCGGUUACCACUCCCCUGCAGACCGACCACCAGCUUGCCCCUCCUCCUGCUCCCUCCUCCUCUGACCAUCCUUACGCUGAGCUCGUCGGCUCGCUGAUGUACGCUAUGAUGUGCACCCGCCCCGACCUUGCCUACCCCAUCAGUGUUCUUGCUCGAUUCGUCGGUACCGGU
Molecule: messenger RNA, 950 nt
Organism: Closterium sp. NIES-67
Lineage: Eukaryota; Viridiplantae; Streptophyta; Zygnematophyceae; Desmidiales; Closteriaceae
Source: the annotation of a GenBank genome assembly